Xyrichtys novacula (pearly razorfish) is the source of this 3211-nucleotide messenger RNA. Lineage: Eukaryota; Metazoa; Chordata; Actinopteri; Labriformes; Labridae. The record is from the annotation of a GenBank genome assembly.
ACUCUACUGCCGCUAUCUUACAGUCGCACUGCUAUGGUAAGCUCGGUUUCUGUUUUAGUACGUCCCGAUGGGGAGGGAAUAAACAUACUCUAACCGCUCUGUGAAUUUAAGAGACAAAAACAUUCUCCAACUCGGUGAAAACUGAAUAUAACAGAGGGUGUUAAAUGACCACGGGGAAGGGUUACUGAAUCUAACUGGAUGACACUCAGAGGAAGUUGCACCGAUCGCUCGCGCUGCCACAAGGGCGAAAGCUAACACAUCUUUAGCUAACCUUCAGAAUAAGGAAACCAGUGUAUACAAUACCCAAAACAGGCAGAAAGAGCACUCCGACCUGUAGGUUUAAAACGUUUUUUCAGUAAGUGAGUGACAUAGAGCACAAAAAAGCAAAGAGAAGUCGAUAAAUAUAUUUAUUAGAGUUUAAACUAGAGGCUGAAAUCGUCGUAAAAUGGAAAACAGCAGCUUCCACAGCCAGCUCCUCUCCGUCAUGGAUGUCCUGGCUCAGGCUGCUGCGGCGGAGAUUAACCGGUGUGUGGACGAGGGCUGCGCGGUUCUCCGGCUGGAGGUGAGCCAGAGCCGGAGGGACAUCGACCUUCUGCGGCGGAAAUGUGAGGUGAUGGAGGCCGAGCUGAGGAGGACCAGGCUCAGAACCAGGAGGAGAGGUGAGGAGGACUAGGAGGACAUGAAGAGGAGGAUCUGUGGAUUUCUGUGCACUUUGUGUUUUAACAUUUGUGUUAUUUAUUCUUCCUUCUCAGGGUUUUAUCCUCCAGCUGCAGACAGGUUCCCUCCUUUAGUCAGGAUAGUGCUGAAUAAAGAGACUCAGAGCUCAGACUGGGACAGACAGAUGGAGGCUGAGGCUCAAACUCAACCACUGAAGGUAUGAAUAUCACUGAAUAUCACUCUGGUUCUGAAUUAUUUAUUAACUUUAAACGAGUUUAUGUAUAAUUUAAAUAACAUUAUACUCGUUUAAAAGCCUGAAACUAAAGUAAAGUUGCUUUUUCUAACUUCACAGCCACCCAAACCAAUUUAACCAAACCCUUAGAGAGGGAAGUGGUGAUUUAAUAACUUUAAAUUUAUGAGACAUCAGGUAAAAAACUUUAUCAACCCUACAGGUAGGGCUGGGCAAUAAAAUGAUAACAAUAUAUAUAAAAAAUUAAUUUCCCUCAAUAUUAAUAUGAAACAUAGGCUGUGUCCGAAAUGUAUCCCUAACCCCUAUAUAGGUGACUAUAUGGGGGUUAGCUCCAUUUUGAGGGGUGUCCGAAACCUGAGUGAUCAAUCAAUAAUCGAUUAAUUAUUAUCAAUGAUAAAUCAAUAAAGACAUGUAUAUUUUAUAUUCAAGAUACUUUGUUUUAUUAGGGAUCUGUGAAUUUUAGUGCAAUUUGAAUCUUAUCUAAGUUAAGUCUGUUGUAUUUAGGUGUUUAUUAAGUUAUUUUAAUGUUGAUCCUUCUGUUGCAGCGUGCAGAAACGCAGCCUGUGACUGAGGCUGAUCACAUACAGAUCAAAGUGGAGUCUGCAGAGGGAGACACGUGGAAAAAUCACCCCGAGGACAAGAUGAGUGAGUUUUACUCUCAAACACACACACACCAAACUCGAGCUGCAUCAGAAGUCAAGCAUUACUAGAAAUGGGAAUCAAGAACCGGUUCUUGUUGGGAUCCUUUGUUUUAAAUCAAAGAAAGGCAUUGAUAAGGGAAUCGUUAAAGAAUUGAAUCGGUAAGCAGAAUCGAUAAUGGCAUCGAUAUCGAUAAAAUCUUACCAAUUCCCAUCCCUAUGCAUUACACUUUGUAUAGUUUGACAUUUUUGGCGCCUCUUAAUUCAUAUUUACUAUUAUUUAAACAAUUAUUACAGUUCAUUUAAGAAGAUGUGUAUUAAAUGUAAAUUAAAAUCGACCCUGACUAAAGGAUCUACUCUGAUUCUUCUGCUUCCUUUAGAAUCCGAAGAGGAGCAGCCGUCAUGUUUCGAAGCUUCUCCCCCUCCCCACAGUGAAGAUUUUUCAGAGCCUCACCACUCAGCUGAGAACCCAGCCGACUCUGAAUCUCUGAUGUCCCCAACUAACGACUACAACACCUUACAAGAUCAGCAGCUAUGUCCGAGUCAAAGCGAGACAGAGCUCAUGGUGAAACUUGAGAGGGAAGAGGAACAGCUGAAUCAUGAGGACACAGCCACUCAUGAUUCAACCGGAAACUUUGUGACAGAUGGAGGUAGCGGACAGCUGUGGGUGUCAAAUCCUUGGACAGAUGCUGCUGAUCCCAGCUCCUCGUUUGCAGAGCAACAGUUUCCCCCUGUUUUCCAGUCUCAAAGUGGUUUGGAUUUGGAGGAUGUUGUGCCCGAUGUGCAGUCAUUAGAGAAAUCACAUGCAGUUGGUUCGAGUGCAGCAAGACAGAAAAGACGUGCUAGGACAUUUGGGUCUCAGAGACCACAGCAGGAUGGAGGACAUAAUGCUUCAUCUCAGUUCCACACCAUGGAUCACUGCUCAGUCUCUCUACAGUCGCAGCAUCCAUACAGAAAUACGCUGCCUCACACGGGGCACCAAAAUGAGGAUUUAAUGCCCCAAAUACCAGCUCCUGCCUCUUCUCUUGGACCGAGCCGCAGCAGCUCAUUCCUGGCAAAGAAGAUGAGGACCCCCUGGAGGUCUUCCUUGGGGGAGAAGAAGUUCAGCUGCACAUACUGUCUUAAAUUGUUCUCCAAGCAUUGUCAGCUCAGAGAGCACCUGAGGAGUCACACAGGGGAGAGACCGUACAGCUGCAAACUGUGUGGCAGGAGCUUCGCGAAACAGUGCAACCUUAUCAGACAUGCAGUGGUUCACAGCGGGGAGAAGCCCCACGAGUGCUCACUGUGUGGGAAGUGCUUCACCCAGCGCUCCAGCCUGAAGUCGCAUCAGAAAUCAGCUCACUGAGGUCUCUGGGUGUAGUUACAUACAUCACAUUUCUGUUUUAAAGAUAAGAAAAACAAUGGAAUACUAUUUUUUAUCGUUAAGAGCCUUACCCGUGGGAUUACAAGUUGAAUGUCAAAUAAAUGACUCUUUAAAUUUCUACCUUACACUUCUGGCAGCUACGAGAAUUUAAUCUUUUUGCACUUUUCCAAUUUCUGUGUAUGUUUUAACAUCUAUCCUGAUCGUUUGUUUCCUUUUCGCAGCUGGUGACUGGUUAAUUAGGAAUCACAAGAUUUUAUUCCAUUAAAUUAAUUGAGGAAAUUAAAAAAUAUUCCAUGUGUUAUC